This is a messenger RNA of Hypoxylon fragiforme, 1758 nucleotides long. RefSeq lists its product as uncharacterized. NCBI's taxonomy places the organism in Eukaryota, Fungi, Ascomycota, Sordariomycetes, Xylariales, Hypoxylaceae. Bases 274 to 1077 code for a protein of 267 amino acids. The record is from RefSeq and is a predicted model, not a curated record. The transcript has a single exon.
CUGACACAGCUUGUGUUUCGACCUGGGGGUUUCCUCGAUCGGCCUGGACUUUUCCACGUUACGGUUAAUUCGUUUGACAAGGGUAUCAGGUAGCCCGGCGGCUUCGCAUAUGUCAUAGGUUCGUUUCCUAUUGGGAUAAACAUCGUGGUCAAUUGCCUCUUGAGUCCCUGGAAUACCCGCCAUCACCCAAAGCGACAUAUCGUGUUACUAUAGCCCUCGACUUCGACAAAGUUCUAAAAGAUUAACUUGGUACGAAAGGGAUUCUUCUCAAAGAUGGCGCAUCGCCGCCCGCGGCCGCGAAAGCGGUUUCUAAAUUUUAUGGCACUAUUAGCCGUGGCCUCGAGCCCGAUCGCUUCAGCACUCAACAUGUCCCAAUUUCAGCUCAUAACGUCGGGCCAAAUAUCGAAACGCUGCAUUCGCGCCUACCAAGCCAACAUUGAUGGUUGCAAGAGGAGUGAUUUCACGGACGGGCACCUGUGUUCAGCGAGCUGUGUGGCGGGGCUGCAGAAGGCGGCGGACACAAUAGAAGGAGCUUGUGGCGAUCUCAGUGUCACUUCGGGUUCGCUGCUUGGAAUUAUUCUAUCGGGUGGUGUAGUUAAUGCCCUAUGCCCUGGGUCGCCCGGAACUACGACAGUGAGAGUAACUGUGCAACCUACAUCUACGAAGGGAUUCAGUACGAUACCGACAAGUACGUCGGAUGACAUUACCAGUACCACGAGCAGUUCCAAAAAAACGCAGUCAAAGACAACCCUGUCUAUAUCAAGCUCCGAUGCGGAGAGCACUUCACUAGUCAGCACUUCGCUGCCGGCUCCGAGUUCCUCAACCGAAGACACCACAACCACGAUACAAACCACACCUUCACCUUCGCCUACGCCUUCACCUACGGCGACUAGCGAGGCAGUUCAAACGCCGCCAGCGACGUCAUCUGCCAGCACGCAAGAGGCUAGGCCAAAGCCUUUCAUUGGCGGUAGCCCAUUCGAUCCAUCGCCUAUUCAAGACUCGGAGGCUAUCUGUUUAGGAUAUGAGGCGAGAAUACUGGCAGUUGGAAUUUUGGUGGUUGCCAUUUUGUUGCAAUAGCACCGUGCCAUAUGCCGUACCUGUUUACAGGAUGUACACUAUGACCGAGAGUCGAUAAUGUUUUUUUGCUUUAAAAAUACGGGGCGAGAUGAUACCAGAAGGUUGGCGUUACGAGUGGUUUUAUUACGAAGUAGCAUCAUCACCUCAGGGGAGGUUCGCAAGGUUGGGGAGAGAAGCAUGGCAAACAAGGCCUUAAUGUGUGAUAUGUAUUUUGAUUGAUGACAAGUUUAGUGCUUUAAUACUACAAAGUAGGAAAGGGACUCGGGAGGAGAGUGGGCUUGUAAGAAUAGGCACCUAAGCAUACUCAGGAGGCAAAGAAGAGUGUAAAGCUCACGACAUUGUACACUAGAGACACCAAAACUAGAGCUGUCUAAACUAUGUAACAAAGAAAAGAAAAGAAAAGAAAAGAAAAGAAACGAGGAGAUGUGAUGAUAAUUAUUCAGUUCAGUAUCACUGGUCUGGGUGAUUCGGCGGGUUCGGGAGAAUGAAAGGCGGUAGAUGGUCUGGCAAUUUGGCUAAACCGCUAACUUAUUAGGUUAAUAAUAUGGAGACAAAAAAGUGAUGGAGCCGGAGAACCGAGGUACCUGAGCAGCCUAGGCAAAGCUGUAUGCAAGGCAUAUCCAUGCAAUUUUGACCUACAUAUGUAACUACAUAGUGUAGUAGUAUUAUCGUAUUGACAUU